Penicillium macrosclerotiorum is the source of this 1656-nucleotide messenger RNA. Its product is annotated as carboxylesterase/lipase family protein. The coding region runs from base 1 to 1656 and encodes 551 amino acids. The transcript has a single exon. NCBI's taxonomy places the organism in Eukaryota, Fungi, Ascomycota, Eurotiomycetes, Eurotiales, Aspergillaceae. The record is from RefSeq and is a predicted model, not a curated record.
AUGGCAUCUCUCGUCGCCAAAUCCCUCUGCUCGCUGGCCUUGGGUGCCACGUUGGCCCAGGCCCAGCUCUGGGACACGGUCAUUCAAACGUCUUAUGGUCCGGUCGAGGGCUUUCAGUACUUCAAUCAGUCGACCUUAGAGACCUACUUCGGUAUCUCUGAGUCUAAUGUGACGGCCUUCUUGGGCAUUCCAUUCGCGGCUGACACAGGCUAUCAAAACCGCUGGAAGCCUCCACAGCCUCGCAAGAAGUGGAAUGAGACUCUCAAGGCCACUGAGUUUGGCUCUGCCUGCCCGAAUCCGACGCUGUCUACUUGCAGCGAGGACUGUCUAAACUUGAAUAUCUGGACCAACGCUGGCUCUGCAGAUGCUAAACUGCCAGUUAUGGUCUGGAAUCAAGGGUCUGAUGAAACAAGCAAUAAAGCCUGGUGGUACGGCGGCGGAAUGGCCCUGAAAGACGUGAUCUUGAUUACCUUCAACCGCCGUGAUGACGCAUUUGGUUAUCUUGCCCACCCGGAACUCAACGAAGAAGGAUACAAGGCUACUGGACACAAAACAUCUGGCAAUUACGGUAUACUCGAUCAGCUCGAGGUUCUCAAGUGGGUGCAGAAGAACAUUGCCCGGUUCGGUGGUGAUCCUGACCGGGUCACUGUUGCUGGGCAGUCCUUCGGUUCAUCUCAGGUCUACCAUGCCGUCAACAGCCCGCUCUUCACGGGUUACUUCCACGGUGGAAUUUCUGAGUCGGGUAUCAGAUAUCCCUAUGAUACUCUGCUAGCUGGUCUUGCUACAUCCUACGUCAAUAUGUCUACGGCUAUUGAGCACGGUGUCAACUACACCACCUUCCAUAACGUGUCGACGAUUGCCGAGCUGCGCACUCUCUCGAUGGACGAGCUCCUGAUCGGUUCGCAGGAUCGUGUUGGUAAUGAUUCUAUCUGGUGGGUGACCGCAUUGUCCGCCGGCUAUCCUUUAAUCUUCAAGCCGGUGCUGGACGGCUACGUCCUGCCUGAGAAAUAUAUUGAGACUUUGAUCAACGGCCCCGCCAACGAUGUCCCUGUCAUUACCGGCAACACCAAGGAUGAGUCUGGAGCUUCGACAACGACCGAUUACACCGUGGCCGAGUACGAGUACUACUGCUCCCUUAAGUAUGGCAAUCUCUCUAGCCGCUACUUCCAACUCUACCCCGAUCACAAGAACCAGACUAUCGCCGACCGUGCAUGGAACGCGGCUGCUCGCGAUACCUCUCUCAUUGGAUCCUGGGCCUAUGCGACAGACUGGUACAAGGCAGCCUCAGCUUCCUUCUAUACGUAUUACUGGACCCACGCGCCUCCUGGCCAGGACCAGGGUGCAUUCCACCAGUCGGAGAUCAUGUAUGCGCUGAAUGCGCUCUACGCCAACGCCGACACCUACCCCUUCACCGAGAAGGACUAUGCCAUCCAGGAGAAGAUGUCCGCCUACUGGGCCAAUUUUGCUAAGACCUUAGAUCCCAACCAAGGUGAUUCCUACACUGGUAAGGGCGCCCUCGCGCAGUGGAGCCCCAACAGCGCCAAUGGUACCCAGGUCGUGAUGGAGCUGGGCAAUUACUUUGGAAAUGUUCCCAUUGCAAAGCCCGCACAGGUCGAGCUUAUCAUGGAGUAUUUCCACCAACAGAUUCCCUACUAG